AUUUACAAAAUUGUCCGCAACAAGAUCUGAAUGUUCGUAUACACUGUAUAGUUGUAUACCAACUCAAUUGUCUGAUCCAAUUUCACUCAUUGUAAAUUAACCCUACCAAACACACCCUUAGGGUUUCAGAUCUCUCUACAUGUAUUUGUCGAAAUGAAUAUCAUUCUGUAAUUAGCCAUAACUCUCUGUCUCAGAUUUGCUUUUCGUAAACCCCUGCGAAGAAAGAUCUGUGUGUCGUAGCACCAAACGCAGAUGAAGGCAUGGUCUGUCUGAGAGGAAUGAUAGAAGUAACCACGAAAAGGUGGACCUAUGAUCAUGGAAUGGUACAUUAUGGUGAAUUUUGCUUCUUAUGGGUCUUCUGGGUUUGCUUGUAAGAAGAAACUCCGAAAAUCCGACUCACUGAAGACCAAAGCUUUCAAAAUCAUCACAGGUUCUGAGUAAAGGCUCAGCAACAUAAGUUUUUUGGAGGUCCUGUUGCAGUAUCUUAUCUAUGUUUGGAGGUCCUGUUGCAGUACCUACCAAUAGUCCACAUCUACGAAAGUCUGGAAGCAGACCUGUUGUCUUUGAUUUUGGUUCAAGCGAAGCUGGAAAUAGUGCUGAAGAGAGUAUUUUGCAUUCAAUGGAUGGAAAUGAAAUGAAGAGUGUGAGCACAACAUUGAGCAGCACUGCAAUGAUGCCAUCCCCUGUUUUUCUCUGGAGAUUUAAGGUACUGUUGUUUUUCAUCUGGGGUUUCAGUUGCUGCAAGAUUGGAUGGGAUUCGGUUAUGAGAAUGAGUGUAGACUUGCGGGAUCUGUUUCUAUACGAGGCAUUUUUGUAUUAUAAUCCUCUUCUUCUUGGGACUAUGAUGGUUUGGCUUUGGGGGGUAAAUCUAUGGGUCUUUGCUCAGACUAAUAUUAGUUAUGCUAAAAUUUUUGACCUUGAUCAAAAUUACCUCACUCAUCGAGAUAUAUGGAAGUGUGCCACCUGGAUGACAAUCAUUGUUCCAACUAGCAUGACUGCAUAUCUUUAUCUUUAUUCUCACGGAGAAGUUUCAUUGGCUGCAUUCCAACCAGUACUCUUAUAUGCUGUUGUUGUAAUGUUACUGAUUUUCCCCUUCGAUAUUUUCUACUUGUCAUCUCGCUACUUCUUCUUGAGGACUCUUUGGCGGAUUAUGUUCCCACUCCAGGCAAUAUCAUUUGCUGACUUUUUCUUGGCUGAUAUUUUGACCUCUAUGUCUAAGGUGCUCUCAGAUUUGGAACGGUCAGUAUGUCGAAUGGUUCAUCGACAGGUUGCCACAAUUGCUUGGUUUGAAGCUGAUUCUGUUUGUGGCAGUCACGCCGUUGCAAUUCCUGUAGUUCUUGUUAUGCCUUAUCUUUUUCGUCUUUUCCAAUGUCUUCGACAAUACAAGGAUACCAGGGAAAAAACUACUCUAUUUAAUGCUUUAAAAUAUUCGACUGCAGUACCAGUGAUUUUUCUUUCAGCCCUUAAAUACCAUGUCAUCCCUGAUAGGUGGACAAACAUUUAUCGGCCUUUGUGGCUUCUCUCGAGUGUCUUGAACUCUUUGUACUCUUUCUACUGGGAUGUGACACGAGAUUGGGAUUUGAGUGGCUUCACUCGGAUUUUUAAGUUCAGCAAGCCUGAUCUCCUCUCACACAUGCUAUAUGGACGGAAAUGGGUUUAUUUUUGGGUAAUAGGAAGCAACUUGAUCCUGCGAUGCACGUGGACGUACAAGCUGUCCGCCCAUCUCCGCCAUAACUACCUUACGGUGUUUGCUAUAACUGCCUUGGAGAUGCUCCGCCGCUUCCAAUGGGUCUUUUUCCGUGUAGAGAAGGAGUGGAAUAAAAUGAACUCCAAAUCGAACGUUCAGCUGAGUGACAUGUCGAAUGAGGAAGAAAAUUUGCUGAACAACAAUGGCCACAGUGUAUAGAUUACCAAACAGUACCAUUCCUUCAUUUGAGGUUCAUUCUUUAUAUUUGUCCAUUGGGUUAACAACCCAUAUAUCGGUCGAUGAUCUUUUUACCAUUCUGUUAUCAUUGAUUUUGUCAGAAUAGGUUGAACGAUGGUUAUAAUAUCCAUUCAUACAUAACAUAGAUACCCAAUUCAGUUAAUUUGGAUGUUAUAUUAAAUUUUCCUCUUUCUUAUGAA
Molecule: messenger RNA, 2124 nt
Organism: Cornus florida
Lineage: Eukaryota; Viridiplantae; Streptophyta; Magnoliopsida; Cornales; Cornaceae
Exons: 16
Coding region: 491-1906 (471 amino acids)
Cellular component (GO): cytoplasm; membrane
Source: RefSeq, a predicted model, not a curated record